Molecule: messenger RNA, 3400 nt
Organism: Phycodurus eques (leafy seadragon)
Lineage: Eukaryota; Metazoa; Chordata; Actinopteri; Syngnathiformes; Syngnathidae
Gene: srpk1a
Product: SRSF protein kinase 1a
Exons: 16
Coding region: 93-1967 (624 amino acids)
Biological process (GO): regulation of mRNA processing; spliceosomal complex assembly; protein phosphorylation
Molecular function (GO): protein kinase activity; ATP binding
Source: RefSeq, a predicted model, not a curated record
CUGAGCUCCAUCUCAACCAAUGCGCACACAGAAACUUCGCUCACAGGCGGUGUAGCUAACAGCUAAGCUAAGCUACGGUUGCUGCAUACGACAUGGAGAGAAAAGUUUUGGCUCUUCAGGCAAGGAAAAAGAGGAGCAAAGCCAAGAAGACCUGCAAAAAGCAGCCGGCGAAUCCCAGCAGUCGUCAGCAGGCCCAAAAUGAAGCGUCGCCUCGGGAACCUGAAGAACCCGAGGAGAUUCUGGGCUCUGACGAUGAAGAGCAGGAGGAUCCCAACGACUAUUGCAAAGGGGGCUACCAUCAUGUAAAAGUCGGCGACCUUUACAAUGGAAAGUAUCAUGUCAUUAGGAAACUGGGAUGGGGACACUUCUCGACCGUGUGGCUCGCCUGGGACAUCCAGAUGAAGAGGUUUGUUGCAAUGAAGGUGGUCAAGAGUGCAGAACACUACACAGAAACAGCUGUGGACGAAAUCAAGCUUCUCAAGUCUGUGAGAAACUCAGACCCUGAUGAUCCCAAACGCGAAAUGGUGGUUCAGAUGUUGGAUGACUUUAAGAUCUCUGGUGUCAAUGGAACCCAUGUCUGCAUGGUAUUUGAGGUUUUGGGGCAUCACUUAUUAAAGUGGAUCAUCAAAUCAAAUUACCAGGGUUUGCCCCUACCCUGUGUAAAGAGCAUUAUUAGACAGGUUCUCCAAGGCCUCGACUACUUGCACACAAAGUGUCAGAUCAUCCACACAGACAUCAAGCCGGAGAAUAUCCUGAUGAGUGUCGAAGAGCCUUAUGUUCGGAAACUGGCGGCAGAAGCCACGGAAUGGCAGCGGGCAGGAGCGCCACCUCCCUCGGGCUCAGCAAUUAGCACCGCACCUGCUCCAAAACAGACUGUAAAAAUGUCCAAAAACAAGAAGAAGAAACUAAAAAAGAAGCAAAAGCGACAGGCGGCGUUGCUGGAAAAGUGCAUCAUGGACCUGGAGGAGAUGGAGAAGAUCACAGAGGUGCGGGAUGAAGACGACGAGGAUGUCGACGAGGAGACAGAGUCUCCGAAAGGCCGGGCCUGUGCUCCUCUGAGGCAGAUGUCUCUGAAGGAUGUGGGGAAUCAAGACGCACAAGAGAGUGGCAUGAAUGCAGACGGGCUGUCCGAGCUGAGCUGUAACGGACACACGGAAGCGGAGCAGAGAUUGCCCAGGUGGAGAGAGGAAGACCAACAUAAUGGCAACGCUGAGGAGAAGAAACACAACUCCAUCUGCAACGGUUUGGAUUGCGCCGACCUCAAGGAGGAGCUGCACGCUGAGAUCGAAGAAGCGGCUCACUGCAGCGGCUUGUCUGCCAGGCACUUUUCUGCCGGGCUGGAGAAGGGGUUGGAAGAGAGCAUUUGUCGAGAGCAAGGAGACGAUGGAAGCGAGGAAAAUCUGCAAAAUGGCAAGAAAACGGCAGGAUCCCUGCUCGUCAACCCCCUUGAGCCAGUCAAUGCGGACAAGAUCAAGGUUAAGAUUGCAGACCUGGGAAAUGCCUGCUGGGUGAACAAGCACUUUACAGAAGACAUCCAGACACGACAGUACCGCUCCUUAGAGGUACUCAUCGGCGCAGGGUACAGCACACCUGCGGAUAUCUGGAGCGCAGCCUGCAUGGCAUUUGAACUCGCCACAGGAGACUACUUGUUUGAACCACACACUGGUGAAGAUUAUUCCAGGGAUGAAGACCAUAUAGCGCUGAUCAUUGAGCUGCUGGGGAGUGUCCCACGCAAACUCAUAAUGAACGGAAAAUAUUCGAAGGAUUUUUUCACCAAGAAAGGGGACCUGAAACACAUCACCAAGUUGAAGCCGUGGGGGUUGCUGGAGGUGCUGGUGGACAAGUACGAGUGGCCUCGCCAAGAGGCCGAGUCCUUUGCCGACUUCCUGCUUCCCAUGCUGGAGCUGGUCCCCGACAAGAGAGCCACGGCGGCCGAGUGCCUACGCCACCCCUGGCUGACCCUCUAGUAGACCUCUCUUCCCUUCCACUCUCUCCGGAGAAUGCAACAGAUCACUUUCCAGUUUGGGCAUAUCAUAUGAAUAUUUAUUUCUCUCGUCGUUCUUUGGUUAUCAUAUUUGUCGAUUCUCUCAGCGCAAUGGGGAUGUUCCUCGGUCGGCUUCAACUGAUGUACCGACCUAGCGAACCGUUCUUAUUCUCCUAGUGACUCUUCCUUGUUUGUUCUACUUCUGCACAAGAACCACCCCAAACAAACCAAGGAUAUGUAGCCAUGUCCCCACAAGUUCAUUAGUGCUGUCUCUUUCUUUUUAACUGGGUCUUUUAUUUUCUAUUAAACAUGUAUGAUAUACAUUUUUGUAUUAGUUAAGGAGGCUUACGAAAUUGCACACGGGGCUGGCAUGCACACUGACAAUGGUAACAUUCUAGCAGCAUUUCUCCAGGCAGACUUAUUAAGUGAGACACAAGUCUCUCGUCUGUUGAUGCACAAACGUCAUCUUUGUCAAGUGUUUUGCUGUGUAAUAGCUUCAUAAUAAUAAUAUUAAUGAUAACAAUAAUAAUAGAUGCAAUCGUUUGCGAAUCACUUUCAACCUCUAUUCAUUUGAGAACAGUGCAAAUGCACGUGAAUGGGCUCGACUUAACAUUUUGCUUGUACUGCAUUCACCUGAAUGUGUACCUUGAAAGGAUUUGCAAAUAUAAUCAUAUUUUUCCACACAUCCAAUAUAUGUUUUUUUUAUUUAGCCACAGUUCAACUUAGCGUCAAAUGAGCAAGCGCAUUGUCAUUGGAUGCUGGUAUUCUAGAAUAGCGUUUCCCAGCCUUUAUUGAGCCAAGGAACAUAUUAGGAAAAAAUCUCACGCCACACCAAUGAACAAAGUUCUGCCUGUCAUUAUAUGUUGCUGGCAGAGAUAGUUGAACAAAGAUACAUGGUUUGCGGUACUUAAUUUUUGGUGUAUUGGUUGGUUGGGAAUCAACUGUUCUAGAGUGGCACAAUUCAGGAAUUGAGUGCAACAGAAAGCCACAAAAAAACUAGACCAUCAAAAAGGAAAAAAAAAAAAAAGGAAAAAUUGUAUAUAUCUGUACCAAAGAGUUUACUUUCCUCUAAAUAUAUAUUAUGGUCAUGUACAGUUUUUAACAAAUCAGUAUAUCUUGGCUAAAGUGAUUUAGAUGGUUAGCUGUGUUUUAAUAAAUGGAUGAAAGAUGUUUGUGCUUAUGUGUGUGUGUGUGAGAGAGAGAGAGAGAGAGAGAGAGCUAAAGCUUAACAAAUUCAACGUAGAUUAAAGUUGCAUACCACACCAGUUUCUAUGAAUUGUUCUAUUAAAAAACUGUCACUCCUUUGCAAAGUCUGUAUCUUAGAGCCUUUAGGCUGGUUCAUCAAGGGUUUUCUGCGAAGAAAUAAAGAACAUGUAUUAGAAUUAGGAACGCUUUUUUUCUGCUGAACAAAUUCAA